AUGGCAGAACCAAAUGAUUUAUUUGGUGACUACCGACUUGUGGUUGAUGGCUUUCUGCGAGAAGACCAAUGCCAGGAAUUAGUUGACUUUGCAGCGCUUCAAGAAGAUAAGAAUGGAUUUCGGACUAUUUCAAUAUUAGAAGCAAUAAAGAAAAUAAAUGAAUCCCAUGAUCAGGAAAUCACACUUCGCCUCUUUCUUCGAUCAAGCAGUAUAGCCAAACACUUCAUGCAGCGAUAUCUCAAUCAUAAUCUCUACCAUCACACAACACGUAUUAUUUGCAAAGAUAAAUGGGAUGGUAAUUGUUUUAUGACUGAGACUGGUAAAUGUAGCAAUGAAUCUCUUCCACAGGGAACUUUCCAUGCUAUUACAUAUCUCACAGACAUUGAAAAAGAUGCAGGUUCCUUCUUUCCGAAACCCGAUGAGAUCAUUAUUCGUCCAAAAUGUGGUCGAAUGGUAACAUACAAAUCCAGUGAUCCUGUUGGGGUGAAACCCUUUUCUGAUCCUGAUAUUCAAAGAUGUGUUCUUCUCAAUGUGUUUGACAAUACCCCAAGUCAGGAUGAAAUAAACCACAUCGAUGCUUCUCUUCUCCUAAAGAAAAUAGACCAGCAGAGAGUAAAGGUCAAUUCAAAUGACCGGAAAAAGGUGCUGAAAACACUGAAGGAACAGGGAGUUGAGGUAACUAUGACCAGCAAAGAUCUUCGUGGAAAAGAGAGAUUUGUGGCUGAUGGUCUUGCAUCAGAUGAAGAAUGUGAAGCCCUGAUUGAACUGGCCAAUGUUGGAUCUGUGCGUGGAGAUGGGUACAAGCACCAGCAAGGCACCGUAUCUCUCAUUUCUCCACACACAAAGCAUGAAAUGUUUCAAGGUCUCACUGUCGCUCGUGCAGCCAAGCUAGCAAAGGAAAAAGUUAUCGGACCAGACUCUGUUGAUCUUUAUCUUAAACUGGCAGAAAAAGGUCGUUUGAUGGUGGAGAAGUACCUGAAUCUAACGAGACCUCUCUAUUUUGAUUUCACUCACCUUGUUUGCCGAACUGCAGUUGAUGAUGAAGCAGUAGAUCGUAAAGAUCUCUCCCAUCCAAUCCAUGCAGACAACUGUCUGCUACAGCCAGAUGGAACCUGUUUGAAAGAGGUGCCAGCCUAUAUUCAGAGAGAUUACAGUGGAAUCAUUUACCUGAAUCAGGAAUUUGAUGGUGGUGAAUUCAUCUUUGCAUAUCCAAACAAGUCAGAACAAACUUCAGUGAAGCCCAAAUGCGGACGCUUGGUUGGAUUUAAUGCAGCUGACUUGCAUGGAGUAAAAGCAGUUUUGAAAGGCCAAAGAUGCUGCCUUGCAAUGUGGUAUACGCAAGACCCUAAUUUUAAAGAACUCGCUCAUAAUCAAGCACAAAAAGUAUUGAAGGUAGUGCAUGCUGAAGUGGAAGCUGAAGAAAAUGAUGAAAAAGAUAAUGAAUCACAAACCUCAAAAGAGGAAGGACGGACAGAAACCAGUUCCAAAGAUACAAAAUCUGAGGACAUUUUAGGCCACAGUGAUGAAUUAUAA
Molecule: messenger RNA, 1533 nt
Organism: Acanthosepion pharaonis
Lineage: Eukaryota; Metazoa; Mollusca; Cephalopoda; Sepiida; Sepiidae
Source: the annotation of a GenBank genome assembly